This is a messenger RNA of Eurytemora carolleeae, 1464 nucleotides long. RefSeq names its product caspase-1. The record is from RefSeq and is a predicted model, not a curated record. Bases 22 to 1311 code for a protein of 429 amino acids. The transcript has 10 exons. Gene Ontology annotation, cellular component: cytoplasm. Gene Ontology annotation, biological process: apoptotic process; proteolysis. NCBI's taxonomy places the organism in Eukaryota, Metazoa, Arthropoda, Copepoda, Calanoida, Temoridae.
UUCAACGCAUUUAAUUUGUUUAUGUUAUUAGCUCCAAGCUUUUCUUUAAAUAACAUUGAUAUGAUUUCAGAGUAUAAAAUGGCUGAAGGGGGUUCUCCGACCCUUCCACCCAACCCACCCGGACCUAUCCUUCAUCCGGAUAUAAUCCCGGAUAUUAUUCCGGUUGAUCUAGUAAACUCGAUGACUCGACCUCGAGUAGAAACCCUGGAGUACACCCCUCGUCGUAUAGUUGUACAACCAGCUGGGCAGGUAGAUCAACAGUCUCCAGGUACACCUGGAUACCUGGAGAGAGGAGGAGGAGGUCUUCAACCUGUAGAUAUUGUUGAGAGUUUACCCAGUAAUCUGAUAGACCCGGAGUCACCAGGAGGGCAACCCAGUUCUAAUGGUCAGGAUGGAGAUAUCACAGAUGCAAGAUGGUUUUCCCGUGGAUCUGCUGCAGUAUCAGGGUUGACAGGGAUACCUAUGCCAACAGAGAAGGAUGAUCAUCUCUACAAUAUGAACCAUAGACGGAGAGGAAAGGCUUUUGUGUUUAAUCAUAUGAAUUUUGAUCCUAAACUUCAACUAAGAGCUAGGAAUGGAACUCAUAAUGACAGAGAUAAUCUUCGUAUUGUACUGCGACAGUUGGAUUUUGAGGUGGAAGUACACAAUGACCUACCGUACAAGGAGAUAGAAAGAAUACUAGAGCAAGCAUCAAUGGAGGAUCAUUCUGAUGCUGACUGUAUUCUUGUAACAGUUCUGUCCCACGGUGAGUUAGGUAUCCUGUAUGCUAGUGACCAUCCAUAUAAACCAGAAAACCUAUGGACCCACUUUACUGCAGAUAAAUGUCCAUCUCUGGCGGGAAAACCAAAAAUGUUCUUUAUCCAGGCUUGUCAGGGUGACCGGCUAGAUAGCGGAGUAAAGAUGGUUUCUAGAACACAAACAGAUGCUGGAGCAGCUUCAUACAAGAUUCCUAGCCAUGCGGACUUCCUCAUUGGAUACAGCACCAUCCCUGGGUUCUACAGUUGGAGGAAUACAACUGCUGGAUCCUGGUUCAUUCAAGCACUCUGCCAUGUUCUACAAAGGGAAGGGAAUUCCAGGGACCUUCUCUCUUUGCUCACCAGGUAUACUAGGGGGGGAGUACAAGCACUCUGCCAUGUUUUACAGAUGAAAGGGAAUUCCAGGAACCUUCUCUCUAUGCUAACCAGGGUUUGCCGCAAAGUUGCUUUCGACUUUCAAUCAAAUGUUCCUGGGGACUUUGUGAUGCACGACAAGAAGCAGAUCCCCUGCAUCACCACCAUGCUCACCAGGGACGUCGUGUUCCACAGGAAAUAGAAAUAAAACCAAAUUCAGUGGAAAUAUUGUUGUUCUCCUUAUUUCUUUUCAUCAUGAACUGCCGAUAACAAUUUGUAAUUUUCCAAAUUUUCUAUAAUAAAAAUUAAAAGAAAUAAAAAAGACGACAAUAAUUUUAGUGUUUUCUUAUUUUCA